Eurypyga helias (sunbittern) is the source of this 2424-nucleotide messenger RNA. RefSeq names its product cadherin 26 (gene CDH26). Gene Ontology annotation, cellular component: catenin complex; adherens junction; plasma membrane. The transcript is spliced from 16 exons. Gene Ontology annotation, biological process: adherens junction organization; cell morphogenesis; multicellular organism development. NCBI's taxonomy places the organism in Eukaryota, Metazoa, Chordata, Aves, Eurypygiformes, Eurypygidae. The annotation marks the transcript as partial. Gene Ontology annotation, molecular function: cadherin binding; calcium ion binding. The record is from RefSeq and is a predicted model, not a curated record.
GUUGCUGCUGCCAACAGUUUUUCUCAUGAAAUAGAAAACUUCAGUUUAAGACAAGCCAUCCGAAAGAGAAGUAUUCAGUGGAUAGAUUCUUAUCAGUUAGACAGCCUACGUCCUCUACAGCGUAUAAAAAGGACCUGGGUUAUCACCACCAUUGAUAUUCAAGAGGAAGACAAAGGACCAUUCCCAAAAUACGCUGGACAGCUGUUCAAUAACAAAGCAUAUAAUGCAACAGUAAGAUAUUUAAUCAGUGGAUCUGGGGUAGAUGAACCUCCAGAAAUUGGAUUGUUUUCUAUAGAAGAUGAUGCAAAUGGACAUGUGUAUGUACAUCGUACUAUUGACAGAGAAAAGACCUCGAUUUUUCAGAUACGUUUUGAUAUUGUGCACAGAAAAACUGGUGAGCCCUUGGACCACCCUUUAUUUUUCAAGAUAAAGGUUAAAGAUAUUAAUGACAACGCACCUGAGUUUUUGAAGAAGGAGCACAGCAUUACAGUAAGAGAGAACCACAGUAAAGAUGAGCCAGUUUUCCAAGUUACUGCCUUGGACAAAGAUGAAGGCGGCACUGCAAAUUCUCAGGUGUCCUAUUCUCUAAGUAUGCAAAUGCCCCUUCCAGAUGGAUUCAUAUUUAAUAUUGACCCUACCACAGGAUCAAUAAUUCCAUCAGGAUGCCUGGAUUAUAAGACUGCCAACUCUUUCAAACUUCUGAUUAAAGCCAGUGACCAUGGAACUCCCCAACUGUCAUCUACUGCAACAGUGAACAUAGCUGUUGAAGAUGCAAACAACCACCUCCCUGUAUUUACUAGUGAUAAUUACCAGCUGCAGGUUUCAGCAGGUCAAGAACAUCCAGCUAUAUUGCGGCUCCAAGUGGAAGAUAAAGACUCUCCCAACACUCCAGCUUGGAGAGCAAAAUACAGAGUAGUAAAAGGCAAUGAGAAGGAACAGUUCACCAUUGAGUCAGAUCCAGACACAAAUGAAGGCAUUUUGAGUAUUAUCAAGCCUCUCAGCUAUGAAGAAGGCUCUGAGAUGAGACUUGUUAUUUCUGUAGCAAAUGAAGAACCUUUCUUCUUGUGCAAAAAUGGCAAUGUGAUGAUCUCAAGCCUAGAAUCCACGAAUACAACUGUGAACAUUGAGAUUUUACAGUCACGACAUGCUCCUAGGUUUCAUCCUCCUAUACUUAUUGUCCAAAAAGAAGAUUCAAUGAAGCCUGGGAGAGUAUUUAGAAGGUAUCCUGCCACAUAUCCAGAUGAUGUGCCAAAUAAGAUAAAAUAUGAAUUAGCCCAUGAUCCAGAUGGUUGGCUGAGUGUGGAUGAGAAUUCUGGAGUUCUCACUGUGGCAAGAGAAUUUGAUCAAGAAUCUCCUUAUGUGAACAACAGCCUGUACACCAUCAUCCUUCAUGCUAUUGAUCAUGGUAUUCCACCACAGACUGGUACUGGCACCAUCCUGCUUUAUUUGUCUGACAUCAGUGAUCGUAUGCCAACAUUAGCAUCUCCUUCUUUAGACGUGUGUGACAAGAAAGAAGGGAUGUCUUUCAUUAUAAAAGCUGAGUCUGCUCCAUUCCAUUCACAUUCUGGGCCAUUUACAUUUGAGCUACCUGAGGACUCUGAAGAUGUGAAGCAUAACUGGAAAUUAGGAAGGUACUUCGGUUAUCAGUGUAGCUAUGCCAGAAUGCAGCAAGACUCAGGUCUCUUUGCCCAGAAGGCUCAGCAAGGAAAGUCAGUUGAACUUUUAAUGUUAAGAAGCCUCCCACAAGGUAGCUACUUGGUACCCAUCGUGAUUCAGGACACGCAAGGAUUUUCUUCAAGGCAGAAUCAGCAUGUUAGGAUCUGCUUUUGCCCAGAUGGACAUACAUGUAAAGAUUCACCAGUUCCACAAGCAGCAGUGGGACUUGGAGGUGGUGCCAUUGCAAUAAUACUGUUGUCUUUCUUCUUACUUCUGGUUCUCAGUACUCUGCUUUGCCGAUUUUACAUGCAAAGAUCUAAAAGCAAAGCCAUUGUUCCAACUCAAGAGGGUGAACAGACUUUAAUGAACUAUAAUGAAGAGAGCAGAAUGUCUUUGUCUCAAGCCAAGCUGGAUACUACAGAUUGUGCUGCUGUACCACCUGGGUCUGUGGGGACUGGAACAGAAGUGAUUGCUGAGGAUGGCCUGAACAUUAAUUACCAGAUAUUCCGAGUUAGACAGCUUGAUUCCAUCAUGCAGACAGUGGGUAAAAUACUGGGUCAGAAACUAUAUCACCAAAACACCCUGGAAGAUUAUGGGGCUAUAUAUGAACCUUACAGAUAUGCUGAGGAAGGAGAACUAGAGCAAAAUAACUCCUGCUCUGUCUCCAUUGACAGCGAGGACUUGCCUGUUGAUUUUUUGAGCACUCUGGGACCAAAGUUUUAUGCUCUGGAAGAAAUCUGUGAGAAGCGAUUUCCGUCAUUCAAUUAA